GAAAAAAGUGUAUGUCUAUAGUAAAUAAACUGCAGGUUUAUUCCACUGACUGGGAAACGGGAUUUGGCUCAUUAGCAUUUAAAUGACAUCACCAGCUAAUGAGAGCAAGUUAAUUUCCAUCAGUUUAUAUGUAAAUAUCCAGAAUCAACAACCAUUCCUGUCGCCAACCGUUUUAGAAGGAUAGGCAUCAGUAUAGUAGACCACACAGCUGUUGCCCAUUUUAAUGUCAUGAUCAGGCUUGUUCCAUAAUUAGACUCUCUUCACAUUAAAUGUUACUGAAGAACAUUUAAUUAGUUCAACUAAUCAAGAAUCCCAAAGGACAAACCUCUUGAUGUCCAGUGUAAAAUCUGUGUCCUGAAGUAACACUAGUUGCGAUCAACUGCUAUAAAUAACUAAAGGUUUGUGAGUACAGUCGGCCUGUGCUUUGUCUUAUCAGGCUGAGUGAACCGCUGAUCUUGCAGCUCUUAUCAGUUGCACAAUGCAAAUGAGGCGAGUCCUCAGGGUGCAGUUUUUGCCUGUUCACCUCAGGAAGGUGAGGAGGAGGGGAGGAAACAAGGCAGGGUGUGACCGCAAAGUAUUUCAAACAGAGAGUGUUCCCAUGGGCCUCCAGCGCAGCCGUGCUGUCAUGUUACACACUUUCCCACCGUCAGCACCAUUCACCUGCUCAACCGCUGACAGGAAGCAGAGAUCACGUCAUGAUUGGGACGUUUAGUGAGUGGCUGUGGUGGGACCGGCUGUGGCUGCCGGGGAACCUCACGUGGGAUGAUCUCAAAGACGAGGAAGGGCUCAUCUACGCUAGAGCACCCCACCUCUACAUCACUGUGCCAUUCGCUUUGGUCUUCCUUGUAGUCAGAUACAUGUUUGAAAGGUUGAUAGCGACACCACUCGCAGCUUUGCUUGGCGUUACAGAGAAAACCAGAUACAAAGUGGAGCACAAUUAUGUUCUUGAACGUUAUUUCAUUACAAAAUCAAAACAUCCAGGACAGGCAGAUAUUGAUGGCCUGUGCAAAAAAUGCAGCUGGUCCAGUAGACAAGUGGAGCGCUGGUUCAGAAGAAGACGAAACCAGGACCGACCUGGGGUUCUGAAAAAAUUCAGAGAGGCCAGCUGGCGAAUGCUGUUUUAUCUGGCAGCGUUCAUUGGUGGAAUCAUAGCCCUGUAUGAUAAACCCUGGUUUUAUAAUUUGCGGGAGGUGUGGAAUGGCUAUCCCAGACAGUCCAUGCUGGAGUCUCAGUAUUGGUAUUAUAUUUUGGAGAUGGGCUUCUAUUUGUCGCUAGUGCUCAGAAUAACCUUCGACGUCAAACGAAAGGACUUUAAAGAGCAGAUCAUCCAUCAUUGGGCCACACUGACACUGUUGGCUUUCUCCUGGUGUGGGAACUACAUCCGGGUUGGGACCCUAGUCAUGCUCAUUCACGAUUCCUCCGACAUUCUUUUAGAGUCUGCUAAGAUCUUCAACUACGCCAAAUGGGAAAGCACAUGCAACGGCCUCUUUGUGGUAUUUGCUGCUGUCUUCAUAGUCACACGACUCAUAAUCUUUCCAUUUUGGAUCAUUCACUGCACAUGGGUUUAUCCUCCCGACUAUUACCCGCCAUUCUUUGGAUAUUACUUUUUUAACUUCAUGCUUGUCAUCCUGUUGAUGCUGCACAUAUUCUGGGCAUAUCUUAUUCUACGCAUGGUGAAGAUGUUUCUUUUUGGAAGUUUAACUAAAGAUGAGAGAAGCGACAAUGAGGAAGAGGAUGGUGAAACCAGUGUAACUGAGGACAAUGACGGACAUGGGAAAGUGACCAAUGGCUGUAGAGGAGGAGGUGGGGCUAAUCAUCACUGACACCUCUUCUCUCAAACUGUAAAGGACUUUGAAUCGCCCUCAGGGAUGUGAGAAGCCAAAAACAUAUAUUUGAUUUAUUGUCACGCAGAGAAUGUGCCAGAAACCUGUCAAAACAAAUUGCAUCUUUUAAUAAUGCUGAAAAAAACCCUCGUUUUAUUUCCCCACUCGGCUUCACUGGAGACGACUUGCUGUGUGUCUUGGCUGCUUCAAAACCUUUUCCCCCCUUUCAACUAAAACUGUUUUUCAUUAUGGCACAAGAUCACAUGGGUAAUUAUGAAGGAACACUCCUCGUAAGUUUUAAUAGACUCCUCAUUGUUUUUGAAGCUCAAAGAUCACGUCACACUGGCUGCUCUCGCUGUCUGGCAUCACCCAUCGUGCUGUUGAGAUUUACAUCAACCUCUGCUGUCCAGCUUAGCCUCUAGUGAGAACUAAUAAGAUGAGAUUUCAAGUUUGUUUCAUGCAAGAGAUUUUGAAGCAGAACAUCAACUUUUAUAUCACUUUAACCUCUCGCAGGCAUCGUUUUCUUUUCUUUUUACGCCGUCUCUACACUGAACUUUGUUUCUUGAAAGAGUUUUUUUUUUGUCAGUGCAUUUUCAGAAAAUUUUUGAUGGCUGGAAGUCACUGAGUCUCUGUACUGCUGGUUUCUAGUAUGCAUUUCUAUGCUUACUUGGCAUCUGCACUCAAAGAAUGUUAUUUCAAAUUACCAGCUGUCAUUGAAAAUGAAAGACUUCCGGUCUAUAGUCAGUGUUAAUGUAUCACAUCCAUCCAUCUUGGCCUCAAUACAAAUCGGAUUCAAGAAUUUUUUUUUUUUUUUUUGAAAUGCAUUCUAAAUUCAGCUGAUGUUCAGAAUAGUGCACAACCCUUUUUCAGCUGUUGCUCUAUUAAGACAGAAGUUGAAGUAGAAUGGUUUUGAUACAUCGCUCGCAUCCAGUGUAGACACGGUUUUAUAGGAUAUUACAGUAUGGAUGUGACUUAAAACUACCUAAGUAUAUCUCAAGAAUGGUGUUAAAUAAGAGAUUUUUUUUGAAUAUGUCUUUAAUAUGUUUCAGGCUAUUUAAUUAGUAUGAAAUGAAAUGUGUAUGAGAGAAUGAUGAAUGAAUGAAAGCCAGGCCUUUGCAAAUACAUUUUUUAUGACAAGUAAUUUUUUUCUUGUCUGGGGUUAUGCACAGACCCAGAGAUCAUCAGAGAUACUUUUGAGAAUGUUGUAUGCACUGAAAGUGUAAAGGAAUUAAGGAUUUUUUUUUAAUGUUUCAUUCUAAUUUUAUUGUAAUAAAGAUUUAGAUCCAAUA
Messenger RNA from Carassius carassius (crucian carp), 3112 nucleotides. It is a transcript of the gene cers3a, whose product is annotated as ceramide synthase 3a. Gene Ontology annotation, biological process: ceramide biosynthetic process. The transcript has 11 exons. The coding region runs from base 696 to 1823 and encodes 375 amino acids. The record is from RefSeq and is a predicted model, not a curated record. Gene Ontology annotation, molecular function: DNA binding; sphingosine N-acyltransferase activity. NCBI's taxonomy places the organism in Eukaryota, Metazoa, Chordata, Actinopteri, Cypriniformes, Cyprinidae. Gene Ontology annotation, cellular component: membrane.